Messenger RNA from Cyanidioschyzon merolae strain 10D, 2409 nucleotides. RefSeq names its product similar to shuttle craft like transcriptional regulator NFX1. Bases 1 to 2409 code for a protein of 802 amino acids. Gene Ontology annotation, molecular function: zinc ion binding; DNA-binding transcription factor activity, RNA polymerase II-specific; RNA polymerase II transcription regulatory region sequence-specific DNA binding. The record is from RefSeq and is a predicted model, not a curated record. The transcript has a single exon. NCBI's taxonomy places the organism in Eukaryota, Rhodophyta, Bangiophyceae, Cyanidiales, Cyanidiaceae. Gene Ontology annotation, cellular component: nucleus. Gene Ontology annotation, biological process: regulation of DNA-templated transcription.
AUGCCUUGUCAGAGCUCCCGAGAGUCUGUUCAAGUCGACGAGAGCUUACAGCAGUCUCUGAACAGAGGCACUUUUGAGUGUGUUAUCUGUCUAUGUCGGAUAGGGCGAACGGAGCCGAUCCACACGUGCUGUGAGUGCGGGAACUGUGUCCACUGGAACUGUUUCCAGCGCUGGGCUAAAAAGGUUCCCGAAGUUGCGAAGAGGAACGUGCAAGACGAGUACCCUUGCCCUGCUUGUCAGACUUGGCAGGUUUUGCUGCUCGAGCCUCGUUGUUUCUGUGGUAAGGUUGUCCUGGACGGUCAGAGGCGACCACCAAGCGCGAACGCGCACUCGUGCGGGCGUCGUUGUGGGAGAAAGCUAUGUAUACAUGGGGGUUGUUCUCAAGUUUGCCAUCCAGGCCCAUGCGCGCCAUGUCCAGGCACAAUCGAGGUAUCAUGUCGCUGCGGACGUGAAAAGUUUACGUAUCGCUGUGCUGAGUACCGCAAGCAGCUCGUCGAUACCUGUACGGAACGACUCCAGUGUGGUCGGCCUUGUGGCUUCGAAAAGAGCUGCGGACACCGCUGUAGCAAAAUCUGUCAUCCGAUGAAUGCGCACAACGGCGCUGCUGCCGAAGACGAGGCCUGCGACGAAACCGUAUGGAUGCAAUGCGCUCUGCACGACCAGCCGUUUCCGAUGCGCUGCCCAGGAGUGCGCCACGCUUCGCCCGUUGUCUGUACUGAAAUUCUCCAGCAUCACUGUCGAUGCGGCUCAGAGCGUUUCUCUCUGACCUGCAUCGAUCUCAUGGACGUAGCGUAUGAUCCGGGGAUUUUACUGUGCGAUCGCCUGUGUGGGAAACUUCUGAGCUGCAACCGUCACCGGUGCAGUGAGCGAUGCUGUAAUGAUACCCGUCAUGAAUGUAUGCGGAGCUGCAACCGCGCCGCCGACGGCAGACGCUCCGCACGAUGCUCGCACCCAUGUCCAUUGCGUUGCCACCAGGGCGCGUGUCCACCGUGCGCCACUGUGUCGCACGAGCCCCUUGUUUGUGCCUGCGGUAGACAGCGCAUUGAACCUCCAGUACCAUGCGGUACACUGCCACCGAUAUGCAAUGCGCCCUGCCAAAAGGAACGACCAUGUCGACAUCCGUGCGCGCUGGGCCGUUGUCACGCAGGUGAUUGUCCGAAAUGUCUACAUUUAGUGCUACGUGAAUGCAUUGGAGGUCACAAAGAGCACCGUCAGAUACCGUGCAGUGCAAAGCCGUUCCGCUGUUUUAGAGCUUGCAAUCAGCUGCUGCCCUGUGGACGCCAUCGAUGCAAGCGGCGCUGCCACGACUGGCGAAACCCAGACGACUCCUGCACCAAAGGCGAUCCGACACAUCCAUGCGAAAUGCCCAUGUCCGAUACACGGCAAGUCUGCGCGCUGCCGUGCGGCCACUCGGGGAUGCAUCAGGGAGGUGCACUCUCCGCGGUGCGUCCAGGUCCGAGUAUAUCGGACGUAUCCAUGGAGGCGGACAGGCCAACAGAAGACGCAUUUGCGCGCUCGCAGCCGGUGUGCAAAGAACUGAAUGCGAAUGAACCCGCCGCGACCCCAGGCGAGGUCGCAGGUACCUGCAGCGCUCCCGUAUGGACCGGAGGCAGCGUCGUCGUUGAAGAUAUCAGAGAGGAGUCGUGUCCGGGAUCGAGUCCAACAAUGAAUAGGAAGCGCGAUGGUCAGGAGGCUGAGGCAGAAACACCGUACUCUCUGUUUCUGCUAGAGAUGGCUCGAAAUCACUGGGAGGAAUUUCUCGAGCUGGAGCGCUUGCUUGGCAUGGUUGCAACAGCGACCCAGUUACGGUGGCAGGUUGUGGCGCUCAACGCAACGAACGCGCGCAUGCGCGCAGCUCAGCAUGAGUUGGCCUCGCUGCACUACAAGCUCCACACCCGCUCGGCAGCGAGCCACGUAGACCGCCACGUCGUCGUUACGCAUCUGCAUGGAGUGUCUCGCGUACCGAAACCGCUUCUCACCCAAGUCGUUCAGCAAAAGGAGUUCUUGGAGUUGAAAAAGGAGAGAGACCGGGCUAGUCGCUGUCUCGCUGUCCGCGUUUCGCCCUUUAUCCCGGCAGCUAGAACCGGGCCGCGCUCAACAACCGGCGGUGCGGCGAACGAUGCCUCGAACGACAUGCCGCUGUGGUCGAAAGACUUCCGCUCCCAUGCCGGAAACUACAGCAUCAUCGCUCGCAAUGUGGAUGGCUUUGACUUUAUAGAGUUUAGCACUCCUGAACGCUGUCAGUCGGCCUGGCUAUCUCUCCGUUGGAAGAGACAUCUCGUUGCGCGGAAGGUUUCCGAAUCCGAACUCGCAAAACUGAAUUCCGUCGAGAUGUCGCGGCAAGGUGUCACCGAAGUGCGUCACCCUUUACACGCUCGCACCGCAGACGAGCACGAAAUCGAGGACUAA